AUGGCGCACAUUUAUGAGGUAGGGACUCGGGCCUGGCAGCCCGACCCUACUGAGGGAUGGGUGGCCUCCGAGGUGAAGGAGAAGCUAGUCGACGGCGACAAGGUUCGACUGCUGUUUGAACUGGAGAAUGGAGAGACCAAGACCGUCGAGACCACUCAGGCCGAACUCCAGGUGGACAACAAUCCUAACCUGCCGCCCUUGAUGAACCCGGCCAUGUUGGAAGCGAGCGAAGACUUGACCAAUUUGUCCCAUUUGAACGAACCUGCAGUCUUGCAGGCCAUCAAGCUACGCUAUGCGCAAAAGGAGAUCUACACAUAUAGUGGUAUCGUGUUGAUCGCGACCAACCCUUUUGCGCGGGUGGACUCCCUCUACGUGCCUCAGAUGGUUCAGGUGUAUGCGGGGAAACAGCGCGCUUCUCAGGCCCCUCACCUGUUCGCCAUUGCAGAGGAGGCUUUCGCUGAUAUGCUUCGGGAUGGCAAAAACCAAACAAUCGUGGUUUCCGGUGAGUCAGGAGCCGGAAAGACCGUCAGCGCCAAAUACAUCAUGCGUUACUUUGCAACUCGAGAGUCUGCCGAUCAGCCAGGCAAGUACACCACAAGCCGUGCAGAUGCUACCACGGAGACCGAGGAACAGAUUCUGGCAACCAACCCUGUCAUGGAAGCGUUCGGCAACGCCAAGACCACUCGCAACGACAACUCGUCUCGAUUCGGUAAAUACAUCGAGAUCAUGUUCGACGACCAGGCAAAUAUCAUUGGCGCGAAGAUCCGGACAUACCUUCUGGAGCGAUCUCGACUGGUGUUCCAGCCUCUCAAGGAGCGCAACUACCACGUUUUCUACCAGCUCGUGGCGGGUGCCACUGAUGAGGAAAGACAGGAUCUGGGCCUGUUACCUGUGGAGGAGUUUGAGUAUCUCAACCAGGGUGGCACACCCAUCAUCGAUGGCGUCGAUGACAAGGCCGAGUUUGAUGCGACGCGCAAGUCCUUGACGACCAUUGGUGUCACACAAGCUCAGCAGAAGGAGAUCUUCCGGAUCCUGGCGGCUCUGUUGCACCUGGGUAAUGUGAAGAUCACAGCAACUCGCACAGACUCUACACUGUCCUCUUCUGAGCCGGCCCUCGUGCGCGCCUGUGAAAUGCUGGGCAUCGAUGCCAAUGAGUUUGCCAAGUGGAUUGUCAAGAAGCAGCUGAUCACCCGAGGAGAAAAGAUCACCUCCAACCUAACCCAGCAGCAGGCCGUUGUGGUCCGUGACUCAGUCGCCAAGUACAUCUACUCCAGCCUCUUUGACUGGCUCGUAGACACCAUCAACCAAGGACUGGCCAAGGAGGAGGUUGUGGAACGUGUCAAGACCUUCAUCGGUGUUCUCGAUAUCUACGGUUUCGAGCAUUUCGCCAAGAACUCCUUUGAGCAGUUCUGUAUCAAUUACGCCAAUGAGAAAUUACAACAGGAGUUCAAUCAGCACGUCUUCAAGCUGGAACAGGAGGAGUACGUGCGGGAAGAGAUUGACUGGAAGUUUAUUGAUUUCUCCGACAACCAACCGUGCAUUGAUUUGAUCGAGGCCAAGCUGGGAAUUUUGGCUCUGUUGGACGAAGAAUCUCGACUGCCGAUGGGAUCGGACGAACAAUUUGUCACCAAGCUGCACCAUCACUUCGCAGCGGACAAGCAAAAGUUCUACAAAAAGCCCCGCUUCGGAAAGUCUGCUUUCACUGUCUGUCACUACGCCGUGGAUGUCACUUAUGAGUCGGAUGGCUUCAUUGAGAAGAAUCGUGAUACUGUUCCCGACGAACACCUCGAGGUUCUGCGCAACUCGUCCAACAGCUUCAUCAAGGAGAUUCUGGACACGGCGGCAGCGGUGCGCGAGAAGGACACGGCGGCAGUGGCCUCCAAGGCUGUGGCUUCAGCAGCACCAGGCCGUCGAAUCGGUGUUGCUGUGAACCGGAAACCCACCUUGGGUGGUAUCUUCAAGUCCUCCUUGAUCGAAUUGAUGAAUACGAUCAACUCAACGGACGUGCACUACAUCCGUUGUAUCAAGCCUAACGAGGCCAAGGAGGCUUGGAAAUUCGAGGGUCCCAUGGUGCUCAGCCAGCUGCGGGCUUGUGGUGUCUUGGAGACGGUCCGCAUCAGUACGGCUGGUUACCCGACUCGAUGGACUUAUGAGGAGUUUGCAAUCCGCUACUACAUGUUGUGUCACUCCUCGCAAUGGACGUCUGAAAUCCGAGACAUGUGUCACGCCAUCUUGCGCAAGGCUCUCGGCGACGCAAAUCAUCAGAAGCAGGACAAGUACCAGCUGGGUCUGACCAAGAUCUUCUUCCGGGCCGGUAUGCUGGCCUUCUUGGAGAACCUGCGCACCUCGCGAUUGAACGAGUGUGCAAUCAUGAUUCAGAAGAACUUGCGUUGCAAGUACUACCGUCGCCGAUACUUGGAAGCUCGCGAAUCCAUUCUCACCACCCAAGCUUUCAUUCGUGGAUUCCUUGCUCGCCAAACUGCUCAUGAGAUUCGACGAAACAAGGCCGCCACGACCAUCCAGCGAGUCUGGCGUGGAUCGAAGGAGAGGAAGCACUACAACUUCAUCCGAAAGAACAUCAUCCUUUCUCAGUCGGUGAUGAAAGGUUUCCUUUGCCGACGCAACAUCAUGGAGACGAUUAAUGGCAACGCGGCCAAGGUAAUUCAGCGCGCAUUCCGCUCUUGGCGCCAAAUCCGGGCGUGGCGCCAAUACCGCCACCAGGUUACUAUUGUGCAAAACCUGUGGAGAGGUAUUCAAGCGCGUAAGGCGUACAAGGGUCUGCGUGAAGAGGCUCGCGAUCUCAAGCAGAUUUCUUACAAGCUUGAGAACAAGGUCGUUGAGCUUACUCAGAUGGUUCAGUCCAUGAAAUUGGAGAACAAGUCUCUUGCCUCGCAACUGGAAAACUAUGAGACUCAAUUGAAGUCAUGGCGUGCUCGACAUAACGCGCUCGAGGCACGUGCCAAGGAACUUCAGGCUGAAGCCAACCAGGCUGGUAUCACAGCCGCUCGCUUAGAAGCCGUAGAGGAGGAGUUGAGUAAGGUGAGCCAGGUGUCGGCAGAGUACCAAGCGAGCAUCAAGCGCAUGCAGGAGGAAGAGCGGGUCGGCCGCGAGAACCUGCGUCUUGCCACCGAAGAAUUGGAGAAACUCAAACUCGCCAAUACCGAAGCCGAGCAAGAGAGGAAUGGAUUGAAGCAACGAGUCGUGGAACUGGAAGAAGAGCUAGAGGUGGCCAAGCGGUCAGUGCCCCUGAACGGCGCUCACGCAGAUGCUCUCAAUGGCAAUGCGGCCCAAGCGGCCCCCAGUGGGUUGAUCAACCUCGUGUCGUCCAAGAAGCCCAAGCCUCAGCGACGCAGCGCGGGCGCAGAGAAGGUUGGCACCGUGGACCGCUUCAGCGGGGCGUACAAUCCUCGACCGGUUUCAAUGGCCAUCACCGGAUACAACGGGGCUCGCGCGGUGACGGCCUUUUCCCCGGGUCUGGACUCGGUGGAAGCGGAACUGGAACAGUUGUUGUCCGAAGAGGACGAUCUCAACGACGAGGUGACCAUGGGAUUGAUUCGUAACUUGAAGAUUCCCUUGCCCAGCUCCAAUCCACCGCCGACGGAGAAAGAGGUACUUUUCCCCGCGUAUCUUAUCAACCUUGUGACUUCUGAGAUGUGGAACAACGGCUUUGUGAAAGAGUCCGAGCGAUUCUUGGCCAAUGUCAUGCAAUCCAUCCAGCAAGAGGUUAUGGAGCACGAGGGUGAGGAUGCGAUCAACCCGGGUGCUUUCUGGCUUUCCAACGUGCACGAAAUGCUUUCCUUUGUCUUCCUGGCCGAAGAUUGGUACGAGGCUCAAAAGACGGACAAUUACGAGUAUGAUCGACUACUGGAGAUUGUCAAGCACGAUUUGGAAAGUCUUGAGUUCAACAUCUACCACACGUGGAUGAAGGUGUUGAAGAAGAAGCUGUACAAGAUGAUUGUUCCUGCGAUUAUCGAGUCGCAGUCUCUUCCUGGUUUCGUCACGAGCGAGACCAACCGUUUCCUUGGAAAGCUGUUACCGUCCAACAACAGCCCGGCUUACAGUAUGGACAACCUGCUGAGCUUAUUGAAUGCGGCGUACCGGGCAAUGAAGGCCUUCUAUGUUGAAGACGCCAUUAUCUUGCAGACCGUCACUGAGUUGUUGAAGUUGGUUGGGGUCACUGCAUUUAACGAUCUGCUCAUGCGACGAAACUUUUUGUCGUGGAAGCGUGGUCUGCAGAUCAAUUACAACAUUACUCGGAUUGAGGAGUGGUGUAAGAGCCACGAUAUGCCCGAGGGAACCUUGCAAUUGGAGCACUUGAUGCAAGCCACCAAGCUGCUUCAGUUGAAGAAGGCCACUUUGAAUGACAUUGAAAUCAUUCAAGACAUCUGCUGGAUGCUUUCUCCCAAUCAAAUUCAGAAGCUCCUGAACCAAUAUCUCGUGGCCGACUAUGAACAGCCCAUCAACGGCGAGAUUAUGAAGGCCGUUGCCUCUCGUGUCACGGAGAAGAGUGACGUUCUCCUUUUGACUCCCGUAGACUUGGAGGAUAGUGGACCCUAUGAGAUCGCCGAGCCCCGUGUGAUUACUGCCUUGGAGACUUAUACUCCAUCAUGUAAGUGUCGUCUCGACCUUCUUCCACCCCCUUUCAACAACACCGGAUUCUCUAGUAUCCUCUCUCGACGUUCUCCCUUCUUUACCCACAAAUCGCUAACCACACUUGUCUUUGUUUCAGGGCUCCAAACACCACGUCUGAAGCGUCUCGCCGAGAUUGUCUCCGCGCAGGCCAUCGCACAACAAGACAAACUCGCAAUCGAAAAUGGGGUCAUGGAAGAGUAA
Messenger RNA from Penicillium diatomitis, 4833 nucleotides. RefSeq names its product type V myosin. Gene Ontology annotation, cellular component: cytoplasm; vesicle; actin cytoskeleton. Lineage: Eukaryota; Fungi; Ascomycota; Eurotiomycetes; Eurotiales; Aspergillaceae. The coding region runs from base 1 to 4833 and encodes 1610 amino acids. Gene Ontology annotation, molecular function: actin filament binding; microfilament motor activity; ATP binding. The transcript is spliced from 6 exons. The record is from RefSeq and is a predicted model, not a curated record. Gene Ontology annotation, biological process: vesicle transport along actin filament; actin filament organization.